AUGGCGAAAUUUAACGGGGGUAACUGCCCCACAGAAGAUGUUUCCAGUAACAGUCGAUCCUUCAAAAUCCCAGGACAAUCUACAGGAUUACAGACAAAGAAAGCAGCACUUGAGAAAUUUGCAAGUCGAGGAAAUGAAACUUCUCUUUCAGGACCCAGUAACUUUCACAAACCUGUUCAUCCUAAGCCUUCCCUGGGGGUCAAGCCUUCAACUGAUGAUAAAACAGAGAAGGAUCCAAAGCCCCCAUAUUUGAAACCCGUGGCACAAAUGUUUGGGGUUCAGCUUCAGGCAAUUAACAGAGAAAAUGAUGGAAAAUCUGGAUGCGCUAAACCCCCCACUCAAACCAGUGGCUUGUCAAAAGAAGACCCAAAGCCUCUGUAUCCAAAACUUCCAGGGAACAAGUUUCUUAACUCUGCUUCUCAUGAGAAAGAAAAAAAUCCUCUGGGAACAAAACCAGAUUCAAAUUUUGCACCACAUGAGAGUGUGGCAAAACCAGCAUUUUCAAAAGUGAUGGAAGUAAAGGAAAAGUUCAUGUCUGCAACACAAGAAAAUGAGCCCAAGCCUCUUUUCUCUAAACCGCCUCUUGCACAGAAACGUUCUCUAACCCAUGAAGUCCCCCACAACGAAGACACUUCUAAUAAGAAUGUUUUUCUGCAAAAAGGACUGUCAGGCCCUAGACCAAAUAUGCACUCAUUUAAAGCAGCAAAGGAAAUGGAUGAAAAUAGUAACCAUGCUGCAGAAGCUACAGACAGUCUUUUUUCUAAUGUGGCUCUGAAGCCUCCUGGACACUGGUCCAGCUCAUCUCAAGGCAUCCCAAAAAACAUGGAAGAAAAGACUGAAGAAAAAGGAAUCCAUGCUGCUAAGAACAUCUUUCUGAACAAAAUCAUCCAGGAAGAAUCAGGUUCUUCAUCUGAUAAGUACCAUAAGACGAACACAGCGCUUGCUGCAGGAAAGCCAUCAGGUGGAUCACAAGAGAAAGAGGAUGGGGAUAGAAGUUCAGGAAUUCCCAAGCGAAAAGCCUUGCCCCCGCUGUUCAAACUGGGCCAGCCCCCACAGAAGCCCAGCAGACCCCCCAGCGUGGACCUGGAAAGGUUCCGGAAGAGGCCAAAAGACAGUGACAGAAAGGAAACUGCUAGAGAGAAAAAUAGUAAAAGUGAAAAAGAAAAGAAAAGA
Eurypyga helias (sunbittern) is the source of this 1173-nucleotide messenger RNA. RefSeq names its product FYN-binding protein-like. The transcript is spliced from 3 exons. Gene Ontology annotation, cellular component: plasma membrane. NCBI's taxonomy places the organism in Eukaryota, Metazoa, Chordata, Aves, Eurypygiformes, Eurypygidae. Gene Ontology annotation, biological process: protein localization to plasma membrane; T cell receptor signaling pathway; integrin-mediated signaling pathway. The annotation marks the transcript as partial. The record is from RefSeq and is a predicted model, not a curated record.